Molecule: messenger RNA, 1161 nt
Organism: Didymodactylos carnosus
Lineage: Eukaryota; Metazoa; Rotifera; Eurotatoria; Philodinida; Philodinidae
Source: the annotation of a GenBank genome assembly
AUGAAACUAAUUCAACCACGUUUUAAUGGAACUGAUAUGGCUAUCACAGAUAGUACUUGUAACCUGUUUAAUCUAUCAUCAUCAAUGUCAAUUGCCGACACUACUUUCCCGUCGACAAUUUCAGCCAUAAACUGUCGAUUUCAACAAUUUUACGAGACAUUGACAACUCCAUUAAACGACGAGUUAAAUCGUUUAAGUACUGAAUCGUUACAUCACCAAAAUUUAAUACAAGAAUGCCAAACGGAAAUAAGUUUAGUUAAAUCAUCAAUAGCCGAGAUAGACUCAUAUAUUGCGGGCAUUAGCUCGAAUAAGGAAAUAUUACUACAAGAAUUAGCAAGCUUAAAACAAAAGAUGGAAGAUUUACAAUCUAUCAGCUAUGAUGGAACUCUUACAUGGAAAAUUACUAAUGUUUUAGAGAAAAUGGCUGAUGCUCAAUCGGAACGACAAACAUCGAUUUAUUCACCGGCAUUCUACUCGUCUCCAACUGGGUACAAAAUGCGUCUUCGCCUUUAUUUACACGGAGAUGGGAAUGCUCGUAGAACAUAUAUGUCACUCUUUCUUGUUAUUAUGCGUGGUUCAUUCGAUGCGAUUGUGAAAUGGCCUUUUAGUUUUGAAGUGACAUUUUGUCUCUACGAUCAAUCUGGACAACAACGACACAUUAUUGAUUCGUUCAGACCAGAUACAAACUCAAAUAGUUUUCAACGACCUAGAAGCGAAAUGAAUAUUGCCUCGGGAAUACCGAAAUUUUUUCCAUUAUCGAUGAUCAUAAGAGAUGAUAAUCACUAUAUCAAAAAUGAUACUAUGUUCAUUAAAUGUUUAAUUGAUUUUAGUGAUAUAUCGAAGAUAAUUCUUCCGUAUGUGCUCAGUUUAAAUCCUGCAUUACCUCAUCAUGUUCAACGUAAUAUGAUACGAGUAGAAACUGAACGACGAGUACAACUUCAACAACAGUCCACAUCACCGAGCGGCUUCAGCAGCAGUCAGAUCACGGAGAAUGCAACUGUAUAUUACUCGUGUUAUGAACAAAAUGUGUUACGAACUGCUCGGCAGGCAGUGAAUGGUGAGCCAAAUCAGCGGAGUGAAGAUCUGAACUUUGAACGUACUUUAUGUAUACCAAAUGCACAAUCUUCUGAUGAGAAUUUUGCCAACGAUGCGAUAACGUAA